Prunus armeniaca (apricot) is the source of this 165-nucleotide messenger RNA. NCBI's taxonomy places the organism in Eukaryota, Viridiplantae, Streptophyta, Magnoliopsida, Rosales, Rosaceae. The record is from the annotation of a GenBank genome assembly.
AUGAUUAAGUCUUCUUCAAAAGAUGUCUCGUCUAGUAGUAAUACUCAAGUAGGAGCUGCUCCUUCGUCGUUUGCCAAGGUCAAGCAUCUCAUCGGUGUGGAUAUCAAGAAGGUUAGCUGUAUGCAGAAUGUUCAGGACAUUCUGCUUAAGUAUCCCACUGACUAG